Molecule: messenger RNA, 1341 nt
Organism: Lachancea nothofagi CBS 11611
Lineage: Eukaryota; Fungi; Ascomycota; Saccharomycetes; Saccharomycetales; Saccharomycetaceae
Source: the annotation of a GenBank genome assembly
AUGUCAGCUAACCGGUCCAUCAAUUUCUUAAGAGGGUGGAUUAGUCACGACUUGCUACCUCGUCAGCAAAUCAUCAAGGCAACAACCGAACUGUUGAAACCAGAAUUGAGAGAGUACGAUGAUGAUGUUGAAAAUCACCACCCACUCGUUUAUGGAGCGGACAGUGGAUCGCUAUGGGUUAGAGAAGAGAUUUGUAAAUUUACCAAUGAUGCGUUCAAACUAGAAGCGGACAACCUAACCAAAAGCAAACCUGAAUACAUCAAUUUGACCUCAGGAGCAUCCUAUGGGAUGCUCAAUUUAUUAUUGCAGACCACACUUCCGCAUACAGGCUACACUAGACAAGCAUUCGUUAUUUCUCCCACGUAUUUUCUCAUCAAUGACGCGUUCAUAGAUGCUGGAUUUCGGAACAAAAUUACUGCCAUCCGGGAGAAGGACGAUGGAAUUGACCUAGAUACGCUCCAGAAGCAUUUGGAGUACUAUGAAAAGCUUGACAAGGAAAGAGAUCAUAGCCAAGACUCGCAGUUGGUAAAUUCACCUAACAAAAGAUCGAAGAAACUUUAUCGGUUCGUAAUUUACUUGAUUCCCACGUAUUCAAAUCCUAGUGGCAAGACUUAUUCUUUGAGCUCCAGAAACAAGCUUAUAGAACUAGCUCGAAAGCAUGACAUGCUAAUCAUAACUGAUGACGUUUACGACAUGCUAAGUUAUGACCAGCCUGCUACAGAAACUCCCCGUCCGACUCUAAGGUUUACUCAUCUAGACAGAGCGACUCUUUCAGACGUCGAUAAAUCUUACGGUAAUACAAUUGUCAACACUACAUUUUCUAAAAUGAUAGCGCCUGGCUUACGGUUUGGUUACCAGGAGACAGUGAACAGCAACUUGGCGACACAACUUUCGCAAGGUGGUGCCAAUGCGUCGGGCGGUACCCCUUCGCAAUUGAAUUCGAUGAUAGUUGGUACCAUGCUUCGAAAUGGUGACUGUGCCAAGAUAAUCCGUCAAACAAGGGAAGCGCUUGGCGCUCGGUGUGAAGUAUUAUACGACAGUAUCAAAAAAUACUUACCUCAAAGAACGGAGUACGAGCUUCAAACCGGAGGGUACUUUUCAUGGUGCACCCUCCCUGAAGGGUUUGAUUCUGGUGAGAUUUGCGAGACGUUGAAACGCAAAUACAAUGUCAUGAUUCCAGAUGGAUCGCGGUUCGAAGUGGUCGACAACCCCAUGCAGUGGAAGAAAAGGAGCGUGAGACUUAGUGUAAGCUAUCUAAGCUCAGAAGACAUCGAGAAAGCUGUAGAAUUAUGGGGGCAAGUAUGUAGGCAAUACGCGAAGGAGCACCAUUUAGAAUUUUGA